GGUGAUGGUGUCAGCCAUGGUAUGAGCUAUCCUAGUGUGCCCACUGACCUUGCUGCACUAGGGGCUAAAGCUGGAAAAGGAGCAGGGACAGGCUAUCCUAGUCUGCCAGUUGACCUCAGUGUCCUGGGGGCCAAAGCAGACAAGGGAGCAGGUCUGGGGACUAGUGUCUACGAUGGCCAGAGUCUCGGAGCUAGCCUUCUUGGAGGAGAGGGCAAGUCCACCAGUUAUGAGGGCACUGCUAACAGCGCUGCUGCAGCUGAAACUCCUGCCCAGUUACCCUACGGGGGUCAGCCAGUGGUUUCGGCUGGGUUGGGACCUGAGGGCAAGGCGGGUGCUUACGGGGCAGGGCAGCUACCCUAUGCAGGGCAACCCAUCCAGCCAGCGGGGAUUGGAGCCGACCCAGGACUGGCUGAAUACGGUGGAGUCAGUGCUGAACUAGGAACCGAAACUACAACAGGCAAAUAUGUGGGUGGCAGCCAGCUCCUUUUCAAUGGCGCCCCCAUCAUUCCCACUGGCCUGGAUGGUAACACUGGAUUGCCAUACAGUAGCCAGCCCCUCGGUUUGGGGGCUGAUGGGAAAUUGCCGAGCACAUACGGGAAUGCUGGCCUGCCAUACUACCUACAGCCAUUUGGGCUUGGGACUGAUGUGAAAUCUGCAGCAAAAUACGGAAACAGCGGUUUGACAACCCAGCCAUUUGGAUCGGAAGCAGAUGGAAGGUCUGCUGGUAAAUAUGGUGGAAAGGAAAACAAAUAUGGAUUGAAUAGGUUUUUCAGCAAUGGAUACCAAGGUUAAUUCUGCUGGCCCCAGGAAGCAGUUUUGUGUUCUUCUGUUAUCAAUGUGUGUGUGUGUUUGUUUAAUAAGUUGCAUAUGAUGGUUUUGUUUUCUCUUAACUGCUUGUGUCAUUGGUGUUGCCACUGAUUCCAUCCCUCUCUGCCCUUCCUGCCUAUCACUGGGGAUGUAUGUGUUUCUCUUUCACGUUAUCGUCACCACUGCAGCUCCAUAAGGACCUGGCUCCCUUCAUAUCUUUCCGGUGCACAGAAACUCCCGAUUCUUCUGCUGUAAAUUGUCGAGCUUCGUCUCUCCCCCAGUCUUUUGUUGUACAUGUAAUAAAAUGAGUACCUGAGCUGCAGAAUGAGAUUUCAUCAGGUGCUUAAUUAAUGAGGCAGAUCUGAACCUGCACUCGCAAGACUUUUUGGGAUUAGAAUGUCAUUCCCCUUACUUUGGAAUU
Messenger RNA from Brienomyrus brachyistius, 1228 nucleotides. RefSeq names its product elastin-like. The transcript has 12 exons. The record is from RefSeq and is a predicted model, not a curated record. Bases 22 to 792 code for a protein of 256 amino acids. NCBI's taxonomy places the organism in Eukaryota, Metazoa, Chordata, Actinopteri, Osteoglossiformes, Mormyridae.